Striga asiatica is the source of this 822-nucleotide messenger RNA. Lineage: Eukaryota; Viridiplantae; Streptophyta; Magnoliopsida; Lamiales; Orobanchaceae. The record is from the annotation of a GenBank genome assembly.
AUGGAAACCGAGGUCCAAGGGUCCAAAAACGGUCAAAGGGUUUUGGAAGAACGAAAAUCGACCAUAGAGGGCUUGGCACGGGCGUGGGUUGAGUCGCUGGCGCUGGUUGGGUGUACACGGGUGCUGCCUGGGCUCGCCUGGCACGUCUGGAUGCUGCUGGACCUGCUCGGGCGCUGGGGCGUGGGGCUGCGGCUGCUGAACCACAGUUGUGACACGUCUGGGCUGCGGGCGACGGCCGUGGCACGCGGUGUGCCUCGGGGUGUCGUGAGAGUGACGUUGGGGCCUCGGCUACGGCUUGCACGAAUGCUGUGGGUCUCAGCACAUCACUGCAGGCCUUCACACGCACGCGCGCCACUGCUGCGCGUCACGUGCGACAUCCACUGCCCGCGUGCUGGACCCCCACCAGCAGCGGCGGUUGCGGCCCUGGUCUCCCAGCGGCUGCACGGUUUCGACCGUGGUUUUUUCAGAGUUUGGCUCAGUUUCCUUAACCAAGCUGCCAAGGAUAGCUCAAUCGCUCCGUCAGCUUGUAUUGGAGUCAUAAAACUUUUUAACCAAUCAAAUGUGUCAUCUGACGGAGUGGCCGGAGCAAGUCGAAAUACUAAAGUUCAUAAUGGUUGUUCUGGAGAAUGUGAUAAUACCACAGUAAAUCACACUAAUGAGAGUAGCAUUCCACAAACCCUUGAAGCUCCCAACGAAAAUCUGAAUUUGAAUGCAGCUGAAGGCUCAACUGGUAACCUUCAGGAGACAUCAGUCAAAGCAUAUUGUGCAUGCUGUGACUUGUGGAUUCUUUUGUUGUGCAUGUUGGUAGCUGUUGGUAACUAA